GUGUUAGCAGUGUCGCUCUGUUAGUCACAUUGUAUCAAACGUUUAAAAAGAAAUUGUAGGAAGAUCUUCUAUAACAUCUAUUUGUGCCAUGGAAUAUUGGUCGAUAGUAUUAUCGAUAGUGAUUGGUGUGAUCAGCAUUCAUUACCUUUUUAAAAAUUUUAAUUUUUUUAAAAGAAAUGGUAUUAUACACUUAUCUCCUCUUCCAUUAUUCGGAUCCACGAUAUCGUUGAUAUUCCGUCGAAUAUCAUUCUUCGAUUUUAUGAUGAAGAUAUACAAUUUCAAUCCAAACGCAAAGUAUUAUGGAUUGUAUUUCACGACAACUCCAGUCUUCUUGCUUCGCGAUCUCGAAUUCAUUAAAACCGUUCUUGUUAAAAAUUUCGAUGCAUUUCCAAAUCGUCAUGGUUUCGCCGAUUUUAACGAUCCUUUAUUUGAAAAAAAUUUGUUUUCUCUUCGUGAAGAAAAAUGGCGAAAUGUGAGGAAUCUGUUGAGUCCCUCUUUUACUUCCAGCAAGAUGAAAAUGAUGUUUACGUUGAUGUCGGAAUGUGCUGUGGAUUUUGUAAAAUUUAUAUCGACAUCAGCGGAUGAAGAAAGUAUAAAUACGAAAGAUGUUUUCUCAAAAUAUACAAACGACGUCAUCGCUACAUGUGCGUUUGGAAUCAAAGUCAACUCUAUGCAGGAUCCAACAAAUAAAUUCUAUGUUUAUGGCAAAGAGGCGAGUAACUUCAGAGGGUUCAUCCGCGGUAUAAAAUUCCUUUUUCUUGGAACUUUUCCAAGAUUCAGUCGAAUUCUCAAUAUAAAGAUUUUGGAUGAUUAUGUGUCGAAUUUCUUCAAGGACAUUAUAAAAACUACAAUCAUGACUCGUGAUGCGGAACACAUUACACGUCCGGAUAUGCUACAAUUAAUGAUGGAUAUCAGAGGCAAAGAAGGUCACAGAGAAUUAGACAUCGACGACAUGACUGCGCAAGCAUUCAUCUUUUUCCUCGGCGGUUUUGAGACCAGUUCAACUGCAAUGUGCUAUGCAGCUCAUGAAAUUGCAGCUAAUCCAGAAAUUCAGACCAAAUUACAACAAGAGAUCGACAACGUUUUAGAGAAAUCAAACGGCGAAGUGUCUUACGAAGUCAUUAAUCGGCUGGAAUAUUUAGAUGCGGUGAUAAAUGAGGCUCUUAGAUUAUAUCCACCAAUGAUACUUUUAGAAAGAUUAUGUGAAAAAACUUUUGAGUUACCACCCGCAUUGCCGGAUGAGAAACCUUUUAUCAUGAAGAAAGGUAUGCUUGUUUGGAUUCCUGUUCUUGCAAUCCAUCAUGAUGAAAAGUAUUACGACAAUCCGAAGAAAUUUGAUCCAGAAAGAUUUUUAAACAACAAGAUGAACAAUUCUUUGAAUUAUAUGCCAUUCGGAUUAGGACCAAGAAUGUGCAUAGCUAAUAGGUUUGCCAUGCUGGAAAUUAAAGUCUUGUUCUUUCACUUAUUAGCGCGAUGUGAGCUCAAACCUUCUGCAAAAACUACGUCCCCAAUACAAUUUUGCAAAGAUUUCAUAAUAAUGCCGAAAAAUGGAUUUUGAUUGAAUAUUCAGCGUAGAAAAAAUAUGCAUCCUGUAUUGGAAUCUAUUCCUGUAGUAAUGGAUAAUUAAGCCUCAGAAAACAUUUCAAAUGAUAAUAAUGCACAUUAUAAAAAAUUACAGU
Acromyrmex echinatior (Panamanian leafcutter ant) is the source of this 1679-nucleotide messenger RNA. RefSeq names its product cytochrome P450 9e2. Gene Ontology annotation, molecular function: oxidoreductase activity, acting on paired donors, with incorporation or reduction of molecular oxygen; heme binding; iron ion binding. The record is from RefSeq and is a predicted model, not a curated record. NCBI's taxonomy places the organism in Eukaryota, Metazoa, Arthropoda, Insecta, Hymenoptera, Formicidae.